Arthroderma uncinatum is the source of this 1272-nucleotide messenger RNA. RefSeq lists its product as uncharacterized. The coding region runs from base 1 to 1272 and encodes 423 amino acids. The record is from RefSeq and is a predicted model, not a curated record. Gene Ontology annotation, molecular function: methyltransferase activity. NCBI's taxonomy places the organism in Eukaryota, Fungi, Ascomycota, Eurotiomycetes, Onygenales, Arthrodermataceae. The transcript has a single exon.
AUGGAGGCCAACGCAGAAACCCUCUUUGACUAUCUCGGCAAGCGUUACGAGGAUGCAUUUGCUGAUAGCCCUGAUCUCCAUGAAUUUCUAGAGCUUGCAAUCAGGAGGCUCCCAAGCCAGAGCAAAGUUCUUGAUGUUGGCUGCGGGACCGGUAGACCUGUCGCGGAUACACUUGUUUCUGCUGGCCAUGAAGUCUGUGGAAUCGACGUCUCCCAGGAAAUGAUCAAUAUCGCUUCUGCUCAGGUAGCCGGCAAAUUCAUGAAGGCAGAUAUGAGGACAUAUAACCCCGAUUGUCUCUUCGACGGCGUCUUUGUGAUACUAUCUCUGUUCCAGAUCACUCCGGGCGAAACAUAUUCGAUGUGUUUCAGAUUCUCCGAAUGGCUUAAGCCCGGUGGAUACGUGGUUAUCGGGGUAACACCUAGCACAAGCUUGCCGGCCGGCCAAUACACCAUUGAUCCAACUUGGGAUUGUGCUCGACAGAUGGGGAAACCAUGGAUGGAUAUGUAUACCAACGAGACGUUCUUUUCUGAAGACGGAUGGAGGAAAAUGCUCCAAUGUGCCGGUUUUGAGGUCGAAUCAGAAGUCCGCUAUUCUUUCACACCGAAUGAUCCGGAUCACAAAUGCCCUGAGAUUCACUAUCUCCUAUUGGCAAAAAAGGUGGAAAGCCAACCCCUCUUGGGCCCGUACCCAACAAUAAAUGAAGGGCAACUUCCUGCGCCUAUUCGUUGUCACUCCACAGACCGCCUUGUGAGCGAAGAUUUGGAUGCUCUCCUUGGGCGUCUCAAAGAAGAGGAAGUCCUUUGUCUGGGAUGCAGCAACAAAGGUUUGAGUUUCUUGGCAGUAGUUCUCUUUCUCGCAUCGGACACUAACAAGCCAAUACUAGUAGUAGACGGUGCCCCUAACAUGCCAAACAUGCAUAUAUUUGAUGGCCCUGUUGAGAGCUUGCCAUUCCCAUCUGGAAAAUUCGACGCCGUUCUGGCAUUGUGGACGCUCGAGUCCGCUGUCAACAUGGAAGUAGCGCUGGGGAGAUGGCGCGCGUGGCAAAGCGCUCUCCUUCUUCUCGGAUCCUCAUCAUUCAGGGAGCACCAGACAAUGAAUUCGUUCAGUUUCUCAACACCACUCCUGCACUGCCCAAAGUCAGCCAUCAAGGUCUUCUCCUUCAUUCUGCCAGCAGAUACUUGGCGGAUCAGGGGUUUGGUAACACCUCUUUGCAGCGGAUACGGGCACACUAUAUGUUCCCGGAAAAAGAUAUCUUGGAAAGAUGCAAAGUAG